Messenger RNA from Postia placenta MAD-698-R-SB12, 660 nucleotides. RefSeq lists its product as hypothetical. Lineage: Eukaryota; Fungi; Basidiomycota; Agaricomycetes; Polyporales; Adustoporiaceae. The transcript is spliced from 2 exons. Bases 1 to 660 code for a protein of 219 amino acids. The record is from RefSeq and is a predicted model, not a curated record.
AUGCCUCUGCCAUUCGGCCUAUAUCUCAAGAGGGCUGACCCCCAAGAGGCCCCCGUCACACAAAUCCUCGACGUCGUCCCCUUCGGGAGUAGCAAGGUCUACAUAUUGAUGACCAGAGUACCUGGGGAGGAGCUGAGUAUGCGCGCGGGCCAUGUCAAAAAUCUCUCGCCUCGUCAGCUUCAGGUUCUCGAGGACACCCUUCGCGACUGGUUCGAGCCGCUCAGAGCGCUUGAACCUCCGAAUCCGGACGCGGUGUGUGGAUUUGGCGGUAAUGGGAUCAAAAGCCAUCGUAUCAGGCAUGACAAUUACGUGGGACCCUUCGCGUCGCAGAAUGAGUUCCACGAGAAGCUCGUGAAGGGCUACGAGGCCACACACAGCGCAUUAGCUGCCCCAAGCCAUUCAAAAGCACGUCGUAUCUGCUUCACACAUGGGAAUAUAAAUCCAUCGAACAUACUGCUCGAUGAGGAUAUGCGGCCCGUUGCGCUGAUCGAUUGGGAAUGUGCGGGAUGGAUGCCCAAAUACUGGGACUACACGUUGGCUCUCUACAUCAGAUAUCCGCACUACAAAGAGUGGUGCGACUUAUUUACUCGAAUAUUCCCGCAAUAUGAGGUUGAGGUUGAAGUCGAAGACAAAUUGUGGGACAUCGCGGCCCCAUGGUGA